Molecule: messenger RNA, 1546 nt
Organism: Thalassophryne amazonica
Lineage: Eukaryota; Metazoa; Chordata; Actinopteri; Batrachoidiformes; Batrachoididae
Product: transmembrane protein 54-like
Exons: 7
Coding region: 122-1102 (326 amino acids)
Source: RefSeq, a predicted model, not a curated record
UGUGUGUGUGUGUGUGUGUGUGUGUUGCUGUCAGUCCGCGGCUGCCGCGCUUUUACUGAGAAGUGAGGUCAAAGUGGACACAGACUCCUCGUCUAUCUGAACGAAUGGUAACCUAACGGACAUGACCAGUAAAGGAUUGUGUUGUGACAGCCUGGAGGAACCCAAAGUUCUGAUGAAGAUGGGUCUGAGCAUUGUCCUCGUUGGCCAUGUCAACUUCUUGUUGGGAGCGCUGGUCCAUGGUGUGGUGUUGAGACACAUCAACCUUCACAAGCAGGCCCAGGCCAUGGAGUACGCCAUCUCCAAUGUGAUUGCCCUCAGCUCCGGCCUGGUGGCCAUUGUUGUUGGCAUUCUGGCUGUUGUCCUGUCUAAGAACAAGAAGAGCAAAAACCUGACGCGGUCAGUCUUCACCCUCAGUUUCGUGGCUGCGGCCAUGGCGGCGGCUUCGGUCAUCGGAUUGUUCGUGUCUGUGGUGAGGGCCAUCAUUCACAGUGGGCGGAGCCUCCUGACUCACUGCCGCUUUCCUGACGCCAUCGGUUACUCCAGCGUCACUAACGAGUGUCCUUUUGACCCCACCCGCAUCUACAGCACCACCCUGAUCCUGUGGGUGCCACUUAUCGUGACCUGCAUCGUCCAGCUGGUGUUUUGCGCCCGCUGCUUCUCUGUCUGCAUGUCAUUCCUCGGCCUGCUUUGCUGUCAACGCAGGAAACGACUCAGAAAUUACAUCAAAGCGAGACUUGAUGCUGACACCAUAAGUAGGUAUUCACAGCACAGACAACAGACAUCUCUACAUUUUAACAAGAUUAACACGGCGAGGCCGACGGAGCGAGCCGCUCCCUCCAGCUACAUUGAGCCCGAGAGACGGCCGCUUCACUCCCCUCCUCCUCAAUCUUCUCUUCCUCCCGCUGCUCCUCCUCCUCCUCGGCAACUCCAUCGCCAGCACAGAAGUCUCCCUCCUCCUGAGAGGCAGCCUCACCGCCCGCCGCACAGGCAAAGGUCAGACAGAGGAAGGUCAGAGCCCCGGGCUGGCGACCAGCGAGGGGCCCGAGAGCAGCACCAGCUCCUGGAGAGGGGCGCACUGGAGAGGUCCAGCUUCUGGGUUUAACCCACUGCACUGUUCACAUUAUUUCUCGCAGCAACACUCGGAUUUCAAGAAUGCUGUUGCUUUGUUUGAGUCUGUACUUCAAAAACUCUGACCUCUGACCUCAGAACUGUUACGACUAAGAGAGAGAUGCUGUCUUUGGCACGUGACUUGACUUCGUGUAUUAUUCUUCAGGUUGCUUUCAGGACACGCAGGAAAACACUAGAUCUUACUGAGGAGACGACACGCAGCCGGUCUUCAGUCACAUCUGAGUGUACAUGGGUGUGACCUCAACCUUCAAUCUGUUUUUUUUUUGUUUUUUUUCUCUCCUUGAGAAUGAACAGUCGGGUUUUUGGACCUGACUGAGACAUGGGAUUUGACUUUAUCCUGCUAGUAGGUCAAGAAAAUGCAGCACGGUGCUUUAUUUGAAUUUAAUGUCCAGAGGAAUAAAGUAAUAAUUGCUUUUUA